AUGGACUUCUUCCUCCUCAACCUCGCCCUCCUCGACCUGGGCUGCAUCUCCACCACUCUCCCCAAAGCCAUGGCCAAUGCCCUCUCGGACACCAGGAUCAUCUCCUACUCAGGAUGUGCUGCACAAGUCUUUCUUUUCUUUUUUUUGUUUUCAGCAGAGUAUUGCAUUCUCACCAUCAUGGCCUAUGACCGCUACGUUGCCAUCUGCAAGCCCCUGCACUACAGGACCUUGAUGGGCAGCAGAGCUUGUGCCACCAUGGCAGCAGCUGCCUGGGGCACUGGGGUCCUUAAUUCCCUGCUGCACACUGCCAAUACAUUUUCACUGCCUCUUUGCCAAGGCAAUGCCAUCAGUCAGUUCUUCUGUGAAAUCCCCCAGAUUCUCAAGCUCUCCUGCUUAUACACCUACCUCAAAGAAAUUUGUCCUCUUGUGGUCAGUGCCUCUUUAGCAUCUGGUUGCUUUCUAUUCAUUGUUGUGUCCUACGUGCAGAUCUUCAGGGCCGUGCUGAGGAUGCCCUCUGAGCAGGGAUGGCACAAAGCCUUCUCCACGUGCCUCCCUCACCUGGCCGUGGUCUCCCUGUUUCUCAGCACUGCUUUUUUUGCCCAUCUGAGGCCUGCCUCCCUCUCCUCCCCAUCCCUGGACCUGGUGGUGUCAUUUCUGUACUCGGUGGUGCCUUCAGCUCUGAACCCCGUCAUCUACAGCAUGAGGAACCAGUAG
This is a messenger RNA of Phasianus colchicus (ring-necked pheasant), 714 nucleotides long. Its product is annotated as olfactory receptor 14J1-like. Gene Ontology annotation, biological process: G protein-coupled receptor signaling pathway. Gene Ontology annotation, cellular component: membrane. The record is from RefSeq and is a predicted model, not a curated record. Lineage: Eukaryota; Metazoa; Chordata; Aves; Galliformes; Phasianidae. Gene Ontology annotation, molecular function: G protein-coupled receptor activity; olfactory receptor activity.